Messenger RNA from Torulaspora delbrueckii, 2082 nucleotides. It is a transcript of the gene FRE1, whose product is annotated as ferric/cupric-chelate reductase. The coding region runs from base 1 to 2082 and encodes 693 amino acids. The record is from RefSeq and is a predicted model, not a curated record. Gene Ontology annotation, biological process: iron ion transport; intracellular iron ion homeostasis; copper ion import. Lineage: Eukaryota; Fungi; Ascomycota; Saccharomycetes; Saccharomycetales; Saccharomycetaceae. Gene Ontology annotation, cellular component: plasma membrane. Gene Ontology annotation, molecular function: ferric-chelate reductase activity. The transcript has a single exon.
AUGAAAUUGGCAUAUUUAAUCUCGUUGGUCCUAACAGUUUUACCCUUUUGUCACUCACUGGUGCUUGUGGAUUCGACUCUGGCAUCUGCUUGUAUUUAUUAUGAGUUGCAAUAUGAUUGGGGAUGUAAGUCGCAUAGUAACGGUAUGAAAGCUUACGCCUGUCGUUGUGCCAAUAUCAAUUGGUUGGGGACUGUUACAAACUGUAUCAAGAACAAUUCGGACUCAAAAAGGCUGAUAGACCAUGCGCUAAGACAUCUUUCAACUCGUUGCUUGCAGAAAGGUAAUUUUCAUUAUACUGUGGAUGAUCUGUACAGAUUCGCAGAGAAUGGAACUCACUACAUGAGAGAUCCUACCGAGCAGGAUAGAACAGUCACGGUCAACACUACGUUAAAUGUCAACCAAACAGAUUACGAUUGGUAUUACAAAAAGUUCAAGGACUACACUUUCUCUGUGGAAAGAUCCCAAUGGUUCGGGUGGGGGUUGGUCUUCUAUUGGGCAGCGAUCAUUGGGUUUGCCACAUUCUUUAACAUUUGCAAAAGGGUGCUUGGCCAUCCAUUUGUCAAUAAUCGCUUGAAGAAACAUCUUGUCCUACCUUCAACCUUUAGAGAUUAUCGUGAAAGAACUUACCUGCUCUGUAACGUUUUGCCACUAAACUUCCAAACUCGUCUCAAUGGACUUGUAGUUGCCGUGUUCCUCAUUCUCACCAUUAUUUCUUGUGGUGUCGGAUAUGAGUUAACUUUGCCACAUCCAUAUUUGACGACAAGAUGGUAUGCUAAUUUGACAUUGGUCAGUUAUAGAACUGAUUUAUUGUCUAUCUCUCUUUUCCCCGUCAUUUACAUGUUUGGAAUCAGAAAUAACCCGCUGAUUUACAUCUCUGGUAUCUCAUUUUCAACUUUCCAGUUUUAUCACAGAUGGUGUGCAUAUACAUGUGUUGUGCUAUUGUUUAUCCAUUCCAUUAUUUGGACGGUUUAUGCAAUACAUGGUGGUGGUGGUUAUAAAGUAUGGGCCAUGGAUUCAUAUUGGAAUUGGGGGAUUGCGGCUACAACUCUUAGUGUUUUACUAGUUUUCCACAGUGAAAAGCUCAUUAGAGACCUCGCAUACGAAGUGUUUUUGGUGAUGCAUCAAUUCAUGAACAUAGCAUUCAUCAUUGCCAUGUAUUAUCAUUGCGUCGAUUUGGGCUGGUUAGGCUGGAUUUGGGCCAUGGCGGGUAUUCUAUGCUUCGACAGGUUCAUGAGAAUCUUGAGGAUUGUGAUAAGUGGUGGUGUUCAUACGGCUACUUUGACUGAUUGUGGCAACAGAUCAGUUAUUAAAAUGGUGAUGAAGAAACCAAAAUACUUCAAGUACGUUGCUGGGUCUCAUGCUUUCAUCUAUUUCUUAAGCCCAACGGAUUCGUGGUAUUACUUCUUCCAGUCACAUCCCUUCACUAUCCUUACUGAUCCAGAAGAAGAUGAAAAGAAUCCUGAUCAUUUGGUCUUCCUCUUCAAAGCCAAUAAAAGUGUAACUAAAGCAAUGCUCAAGAAAAUCUUGAAAAGUGGUAAACCAACGGUCACUUGCAAGGUUCUGUUGGAGGGUCCUUAUGGUGUCACUCUGCCUAAGAGAGUGAAAGACAACAGAAAAGUGGUUGCAGUUAGUGCAGGUCAAGGUGUGUGCGCAGUUUAUCCACAUUUGAGACAAAUUCUGAGUUCUAAUCAAACUGGUGAGUUCAGACAUAAGCUUGUUUGGAUCAUUAACGACUUGAGCUCUCUUGAUUGGUUUGGUCUAGAAAUUAAAUGGCUGAGAGAUAGACAAUGCGAUGUCACCAUUCUUUACACAAAGGCCGACGAUAGAGACUUGGAGUCCUCAUCUUUGGAAUCGGAAGUGAAAGAAUCUAAGCACGGGGUCAAGAGAUUAUACUGCCGUCCCAACCUACAGAAAUUGAUCAGCUCCGAAGUUGAACAAGCAUCAAAAGAAUCUGUUGAUCUGACUAUUUUGAGCUGUGGUCCUGCUUCAUUCAACGAUGACCUUCGUCACUCUGUGGUUAGUAGCAUGAAUUGUGACUUGAAGAUUAGUGUUGACCUCGAAGAAGAGAGUUUCACCUGGUAA